Molecule: messenger RNA, 304 nt
Organism: Staurois parvus
Lineage: Eukaryota; Metazoa; Chordata; Amphibia; Anura; Ranidae
Source: the annotation of a GenBank genome assembly
CAGAAAGAACAGUAAAAAUGCAGGCAGGGCACAGGAAAAAGCAGCACGGACAAAAUGUAUCUGAAAUGUCAGUUUUUAAAAUCUUCAAAUUUGUCGCCGGUUCCGGCCCCCGUAUGUCCCGACGCUCGCAGGGACCGGGAACACGGAAGCCGGAUGCUGGCAUUGGCCGGAGGAGAUGGCCGGGGACGCUGCAGGGGACACAUCGUGGGAGCGAAGGACAAGGUAAGUGCUGCAGGAAAGCCCUGAGCAACACUGCAUGGUAAGCCCGAGUGUAGCUCGGGGUUACUGCUUUUGGUACUGAAAU